Molecule: messenger RNA, 1110 nt
Organism: Uncinocarpus reesii 1704
Lineage: Eukaryota; Fungi; Ascomycota; Eurotiomycetes; Onygenales; Onygenaceae
Exons: 2
Coding region: 1-1110 (369 amino acids)
Biological process (GO): pyruvate biosynthetic process; L-serine metabolic process; D-serine biosynthetic process
Molecular function (GO): serine racemase activity; ATP binding; pyridoxal phosphate binding
Source: RefSeq, a predicted model, not a curated record
AUGACCGACCGGGCCCAUUGGCGGCCUCUCUCACGCACCAACAUCCAAGCUGCCCAUACUGUCAUCCAACCGCAUAUCCACACCACCCCUGUCCUGACCUGCCGAACCCUCAACCGCCUCGCCUCUACCCCGCAGUCGCCCGGGUCCCUCCUCGGCACCCCAUUUGAAGGACGAACGCCGGCGAAGCCCAAGAUCAAUUUAUUUUUCAAAUGCGAAAACUUCCAAAGAAUCGGCGCGUUCAAGGCAAGGGGGGCUUUUCACGCCGUUCUGAGGCUGUGCAACCAUGCACAGGCUCUCGCCCUUGCCGCUGCUACCCUGAAGAUCCCCGCGCGCAUCGUCAUGCCACGUAUCUCCACCCCGUCGAAAAUUGCAGGAACAGAAGCACACGGCGCGAAUGUGAUUUUCAGCGGGUCGACGAGCCAGGAGCGCGAGGAGGUAGUGAAGCAUGUCAUCAGUGAAACAGGCGCUAUCCUGGUGCCGCCGUACGAGCAUCCGGAUAUCAUACUAGGACAGGGCACGGUCGGUCUGGAAUUUGAGCAGCAGGUAAAACAAAUGGUGCGGCAGGACCCGGGUCUGAGCGUGCGCUCCGAUCCGGCUCGCAAAGAUGGGGCUCUGGAUGCCGUGAUCACACCCUUGGGCGGCGGUGGGCUCAACUCCGGCGUCGCAACGUGGUUUUCUUCGGGGGACGGGCAGCCCUCAAACAAGACGCUCGUUUUUGGGGCAGAGCCGUCGUAUGAGGGCGCGGACGAUUGUUGCCGCUCCCUCGCAACCGGAACCCGCAUCACAAGCGUGUCAUCGCUGACUAUUGCCGACGGCUUGCGAACACCAGUAGGUGCCAUUCCCUGGUCCGUCAUCUCGAACCCGGAGAAGGUCCGUGGCGUGUAUGCAGUAACGGAAGAGCAGAUCAAGGCCGCAAUGAGAUUGGUGCUGGAGAGAAUGAAGGUGGUGAUAGAGCCCAGUGCAGCCGUGGGACUGGCGGUUGUGUUGUUCAAUGAGGACUUUAGGGCGCUGGCUGAGAAGGAGGCAGGCGAACAGGGGUGGGAUAUGGGCGUGGUAUUCAGCGGAGGGAAUACAAGCAUCGAAGCAAUGGGCCAACUGUUUUCCUGUUAG